ACCAGGCGGCUGUGGGGGGCAGGGCGCUGCCAAGAUGGCGUCCACCUCCUCCCAGCCGUCGUUGACGGUCGGUUUUCCAUCCUUGGAUCCCGGAGUCCCUUCCUGUACCGCGUCCUCAGCGUCUGGAAUCAAGAGCCCCAUAGCAUCCGAGGUGCUUUAUGCCUCUGGCAUGCCCAUCAAGAAAACAGGCCAUCGAGGUGUCGAUUCCUCAGGAGAGACAACAUAUAAAAAGACACCCUCUUCAGCCUUGAAAGGUGCCAUCCAGUUAGGCAUCACUCACACAGUGGGCAGCCUGAGUACCAAACCGGAGCGUGAUGUCCUCAUGCAAGAUUUCUACGUAGUGGAGAGUAUCUUCUUCCCCAGUGAAGGGAGCAAGCUGACCCCUGCUCAUCACUACGACGACUUUCGUUUCAAGACCUAUGCACCUGUUGCCUUCCGCUACUUUCGGGAGCUAUUUGGUAUUCCGCCGGAUGAUUACUUGUGCUCCCUCUGCAGUGAGCCGCUGAUUGAACUCUGUAGCUCUGGAGCUAGUGGUUCCCUGUUCUAUGUGUCCAGCGACGAUGACUUCAUUAUUAAGACAGUCCAACAUAAAGAGGCGGAGUUUCUGCAGAAGCUGCUUCCAGGAUACUACUUGAACCUCAACCAGAACCCUCGGACUUUGUUGCCUAAAUUCUAUGGACUGUACUGUGUGCAGGCAGGUGGCAAGAACAUUCGGAUUGUGGUGAUGAACAAUCUUUUACCAAGAUCAGUCAAAAUGCAUACCAAAUAUGACCUCAAAGGCUCAACCUACAAACGCCGGGCUUCCCAGAAAGAGCGAGAGAAGCCUCUUCCCACAUUUAAAGACCUAGACUUCUUACAAGACACCCCUGAUGGUCUUUUUUUGGAUGCUGACAUGUACAAUGCUCUCUGUAAGACCCUGCAGCGUGACUGUUUGGUGCUGCAGAGCUUCAAGAUAAUGGACUAUAGCCUCUUGCUGUCAAUCCACAAUAUAGAUCAUGCACAACGAGAGCCCGUAAGCAGUGACACCCUUCAAGUGUCAGUUGACACUCAAAGACUGACCCCCCAAAAGGUUCUGUACUCCACAGCCAUGGAAUCCAUCCAGGGAGAGGCUCGCCUGGGCGACACCAUGGAGACCGAUGACCAUAUGGGUGGCAUCCCUGCUCAGAGUAGUAAAGGCGAAAGGCUUCUGCUUUAUAUUGGCAUCAUUGACAUUCUACAGUCUUACACAUGUCUUAAGAAGUUGGAGCACUCUUGGAAAGCCCUGGUACAUGACGGGGACACUGUCUCAGUGCACAACCCAGGCUUCUACGCUGAACGGUUCCAGCGCUUCAUGUGCAACGCAGUAUUUAAGAAGAUCCCCUUGAAGCCUUCUCCUUCCAAAAAGUUUGGGACUGGCUCAUCUUUCUCUCGGCGUACGGGCUCCAGUGGCAACUCCUGCAUUACUUACCAGCCACUGGUCUCUGGGGAACACAAGGCACAAGUGACAACAAAGGCAGAAGUGGAGCCAGGAGUUCACCUUGGUCGUCCUGAUGUUUUACCGCAGAAUCCUCCUUUGGAGGAAAUCAGUGAGGGCUCACCUAUUACUGAGCCCAGUUUCUCACCUGUAGUUGGAGAGACUUUGCAUAUGCUAACUACAAGUACAACCUUGGAAAACUUGAACGUGCAGAGUCAGAGUUCACCCAUUAAGCGCAAAGCCUCAGAAGACCUGGAACGAGAUUCUGCCUCUCUGUGA
Messenger RNA from Chlorocebus sabaeus (green monkey), 1732 nucleotides. NCBI's taxonomy places the organism in Eukaryota, Metazoa, Chordata, Mammalia, Primates, Cercopithecidae. The record is from RefSeq and is a predicted model, not a curated record.